This is a messenger RNA of Erinaceus europaeus (western European hedgehog), 903 nucleotides long. RefSeq names its product cone-rod homeobox (gene CRX). Gene Ontology annotation, molecular function: RNA polymerase II cis-regulatory region sequence-specific DNA binding; DNA-binding transcription factor activity, RNA polymerase II-specific. Lineage: Eukaryota; Metazoa; Chordata; Mammalia; Eulipotyphla; Erinaceidae. Gene Ontology annotation, biological process: multicellular organism development; regulation of transcription by RNA polymerase II. The transcript has 3 exons. Gene Ontology annotation, cellular component: nucleus. The record is from RefSeq and is a predicted model, not a curated record. The coding region runs from base 1 to 903 and encodes 300 amino acids.
AUGAUGGCGUAUAUGAACCCGGGGCCCCACUAUUCUGUCAAUGCAUUGGCCCUGAGCGGCCCCAGUGUGGACCUGAUGCACCAAGCUGUGCCAUAUCCCACUGCCCCCAGGAAGCAGCGGAGGGAGAGAACAACCUUCACCAGGAGCCAGUUGGAGGAGCUGGAGGCCCUGUUUGCCAAGACCCAGUACCCAGAUGUGUAUGCCCGGGAAGAAGUGGCAUUGAAGAUCAACCUGCCAGAGUCCAGGGUCCAGGUCUGGUUCAAGAACCGCAGGGCUAAGUGCCGCCAGCAGCGCCAGCAGCAGAAGCAGCAGCAGCAACCCCCGGGGGCUCCCGCCAAGGCCCGCCCAGCCAAGAGGAAGGCCGGCUCCCCCAGACCCUCCACCACUGAGGUCUGCCCAGACCCCCUGGGCAUCACCAAUUCCUACAGCCCCCCUCUCCCAGGGCCCUCGGGCUCCCCCACCUCGGCCGUGGCCACAGUGUCCAUCUGGAGCCCAGCCUCAGAGUCCCCUUUGCCCGAGGCCCAGCGUGCUGGGCUGGUGGCUCCCGGGCCUCCUCUGACCUCCGCGCCCUAUGCCAUGACCUAUGCCCCGGCCUCUGCUUUCUGCUCUUCCCCCUCGGCCUAUGCCUCCCCCAGCUCGUACUUCAGCGGGCUGGACCCCUAUCUUUCCCCCAUGGUGCCCCAGCUGGGGGGCCCGGCUCUCAGCCCCCUGUCUGGGCCCCCAACCGUAGGGCCCUCUCUGGCCCAGUCACCCACCCCGCUGUCGGGUCAGAGUUACAACACCUACAGUCCUGUGGACAGCCUGGAAUUCAAGGACCCCACGGGCACCUGGAAAUUCACCUACAGCCCCAUGGACCCUCUGGACUAUAAGGAUCAGAGUGCCUGGAAGUUUCAGAUCUUGUAG